GAACACUUAACAUAUCUUAACUUAUGUGAAACAGGGAUUAAAGAAUUACCAAAGUCGAUUGAAAACCUAGUUUCCCUCCAACAAUUCAAUAUGAUAUUAUGCAAAAAUUCUGGAUUUCGUCCCAACAGCCGGUGUAACUUAAGAAAGCUUUUGUUGGUAAGCCUCGAGUGGUGUCCUAAACUUCAAAAAUUGCCUCCUCUUCCACCUGCUUUGAUUGCAUUGUGCUCAAACAAUUAUGAGAGCCAGAAAUCGUUACCAGAGCUUCCAUCACUAUGUUAUAGGCUGUAUGCAAGGUUCUUCACCUCUCCAGAGAACUUAUCAAAUUGGAGAUCUCCACUGUUGCACAAUGUUAAUAUCUAUAAUAUUGGAGAACAAGUAAACUUUCAUGGUUGUGAAAAAUUGGAUCAGAAUACAAGCAACAGCAUACGCGAUCAUGCAAUAACUCAAAUUCUAUUUCGUUUGAAAUUUGAAGGAAUGGACAUUAAUUUCCCAUUGGAGAUAGACAGCACAACAUGUGAAUUUCGAUAUCCAGGAGAUGAAAUUCCAAAGUGGUUCUGCUACCAAAGUUGUGGCACUUCCAUCAAUAUCAGGCUUCCUCCAUAUUGGAAUAAUGACAAUUUCUUGGGUUUGGCAUUCUGUAUUGUUCUUGAUCUGAAUAAUAUUAACCCUGGUAUAACUAUUUUCAUUGGUAGUAAACUCAAUUUCAAAACCAUCGAUGAUGAUCGUCUAUGCCAACAAUAUCGUUAUACGAAUCUUAUGGAUUACGAGCAUAGUUCAGAUCAGGUGAUCAUGUGGUAUGUCAAAGAACUGAAUUUGCAAAAUUCAAGAUUAAGUUGGCCCUCUACUUGUAGCACAGAGGCCUCUUUACAUGUAUGGCUUGAAUAUUUUGCCAAUGGCGGUGCCAUUGGAAGUCGUAGUGAGAUUAAGAAGUUUGGGGUUCGGUUUGUAUACAAUAAAGAUAUAGAGAGAUUUGAUCGAGAAACUAAAAGUGAGAAUAAGAGACGCUUUGAUGAAUGUUGCGAAGCAAGUAGUGGAAAUGAAGCUUUUGGCUUUCAUGAUGAAGAAGACCAUGAUGAAUCACAUUCUAAGAAAGUCAAGGUUAUGUGACUGUUAGAAGAUCAUGCAGAGCAACUGGGCAUUGAGGAGCCAAAGAAAAACAGAACAGUCAUGUGCUGUAAUUAAGAGACAAUUUGGUGAUGACUAUGAAACCAAUCAAUGUGAAAUUGUUGGCUCUGACAUACGACAAAGAUGAAAAUCCUUUGAUCAUUCAAAGAAGUAGUACCAUUGACUUAAUACAUGGACACCUUUGCAACAUGCAACUUGACACUUGGGAGCCUUUUAAUUUUCUUGGUAAACGAUGGUGUUGGCCUCUAUAAGUAUUGACUCAUUUCAUUUUGAUUGAUUUUGUUAUUGAUUUUGAAAUUGCUCAAUCUGGAUUGUAUCAUUAUUAUUAUUAUUAUUUUCACUUUUUGAGGGGCAA
Ziziphus jujuba (common jujube) is the source of this 1480-nucleotide messenger RNA. Its product is annotated as probable disease resistance protein At4g19530. The coding region runs from base 91 to 1107 and encodes 338 amino acids. The transcript is spliced from 3 exons. The record is from RefSeq and is a predicted model, not a curated record. NCBI's taxonomy places the organism in Eukaryota, Viridiplantae, Streptophyta, Magnoliopsida, Rosales, Rhamnaceae.